CAGAAACUGAACUGCUGAUCUGGACGCCAUCACUGGAAUGGCUUCAUCCUGUCAUUUCCUGCCUGAAGAGCAGUUCCAGUGCUCUAUAUGUCUGGAUAUAUUUACCGACCCAGUGUCCACUGCAUGUGGACACAAUUUCUGCAUGAACUGUAUUGGAAAAUAUUGGGACAACAGUGAAGUGUGUCAGUGUCCACUGUGUAAGGAGACAUUUUACAGAAGACCUGUCCUCCGUGUUAACAAAAGCUUUGCGGAAGUCAUUGAACAUUUCAGAGAGUCAAAAGAUAGCAAUUAUGAAGAACUCUCUGCUAAUCCUGGAGAAGUUCCCUGUGAUUUCUGCACUGGAAGAAAACUGAAGGCUGUGAAAUCAUGCCUGGUGUGUCUCACGUCAUAUUGUUCAGUUCACAUCAAACCACAUUACAAUGUUGUUAAAUUAACAAAGCACAGGUUAAUUGACCCAGUUUGCAACCUUGAGGACAGGCUAUGUGAGAAUCAUGAGCGACUCCUGGAGCUGUUCUGCAAGACUGACCAGACCUGCAUUUGCCAUUUCUGCACUGAGUUAGACCAUAAAACACACAAUGCUGUUCCUUUAGAGAAGGAAUGCAGAGAGAAAAAGGUUGAGUUGGGAAGGAUUGAGGCAGAAGUACAACAGAUGAUCCAGGACAGACUGAUGAAGGUGGAGUAUAUCAAACAAGAAUUGGACUUCAGCAAACACUAUGCACAGAAAGAGAUUGAGGAUAGUGUGUGGAUCUUCACUGCACUUGUGAGCUGCAUUGAGAGAAGCCAGGCUGAGCUCAUUAAGCUGAUUGAGGACAAGCAGAGAGCAGCAGAGAGGAGGGCUGAAGAGACCAUUACAGAGCUGGAGCAGGAAAUCACUGAGCUAAAGAAGAGAAGCACUAAGCUGAAGCAGCUCUCCCACAGUGAGGACCACCUCCACUUUCUACAGAGUUUUCCAUCCCUUUGCUCCCCUCCACACCUCAAGGACUGGUCUGACAUAACUGUUCCCUCUGACCUCUGUCUGGGGGCUGUGAGGAGAGCCAUGUGUCAGCUGGAGGAAACAGUCAGAGCUGAAGUGAAUAAGCUGUCAGAAAGGGAGUUUGAGAGAGUGUGCAAAUAUGCAGUUGAUGUGACUCUAGAUCCCAAUACAGCUCAUCCCUGGCUCAUCCUGUCUGAGGACGGGAAACAUGUGAGAGAUGGAGACACACGACAGAAUCUUCCUGACAAUCCAGAGAGAUUUAGUUCCUGUGUCUGUGUCCUGGGAAAGGAUGGUUUCACUUCAGGGAGACAUUACUGGGAGGUGGAGGUGGGGGAGAAGACUAAGUGGGAUUUAGGAGUUGCUAGAGAGACUAUCAAAAGAAAGGGUCAGAUCACACUCAACCCUCAGAAUGGUUAUUGGACUCUGCGUCUGAGGAAGGGUAAUGAAUAUGAAGCUCUUGCUGGUCCCUCUGUACUCCUCCCCCUAAGGAAGAAGCCCCGGAAGGUGGGGGUAUAUGUGGAUUAUGAAGAGGGGGUGUUAUCCUUUUACAAUGUGGAGGCCAAGGCUCAUAUCUACACUUUCACUGACACUUUCAUUGAAAAACUCUAUCCAUACUUCAGUCCAGGUCUCCGUCAAGGAGGUACAAACACAGUCCCCCUGAUCAUCUCUCCUCCCAAUCACACACACUGAAUGAAGCAAAUGAUCUGUAGGAGGAGCAGCAAAAAUAAUUCCCAGUACCAGUACCAUAAAUGAUGAUUUAUGAUUUUAAAAUCAUUUAAACCACAGGGAAUUUAUAAAGGUUUUUGGACUUCCGAGCCACAGGGAGUGAUAUGUGGUUUAAACGGUUUCUAAAAACAUAAAAACUAGAACACAUUAAAACUUUCUUUUUCUGGUUAGUAAAGUAGCUUAUAAUUCUGUAUAAAAUUCAAUUCAAUAAAAUUCAAAAAC
Lepisosteus oculatus (spotted gar) is the source of this 1921-nucleotide messenger RNA. Its product is annotated as E3 ubiquitin-protein ligase TRIM39-like. NCBI's taxonomy places the organism in Eukaryota, Metazoa, Chordata, Actinopteri, Semionotiformes, Lepisosteidae. Gene Ontology annotation, molecular function: protein binding; zinc ion binding. The record is from RefSeq and is a predicted model, not a curated record.